Molecule: messenger RNA, 1504 nt
Organism: Etheostoma spectabile (orangethroat darter)
Lineage: Eukaryota; Metazoa; Chordata; Actinopteri; Perciformes; Percidae
Gene: ldhba
Product: lactate dehydrogenase Ba
Biological process (GO): lactate metabolic process; pyruvate metabolic process
Cellular component (GO): cytoplasm
Molecular function (GO): L-lactate dehydrogenase (NAD+) activity
Source: RefSeq, a predicted model, not a curated record
GUUGCAGUGUUCUGAGAGGCUUUUUGACCCCUAUGUGAAUCCAUCCAGGUCACAUAGGCAACCAACCUUGCCCCCUCCCCCCCCCAUCCCCCAUCCCCACCACUGAAACCUGUUCGGCUCCACACGACCACACCAGUCUUCUCUCCCCAUUUGUCUGCCAGCCGCUGGAUCCCACGCUGUCCUCCACCGGACCACAUAACUGAUCAUAUUAGCCUGCAGAAACGUGUGUAAAAACCUGUGAUCAUGUCCUCAGUGCUACAGAAGCUGAUCAGCCCUCUGGCCAGCAGCCCUGCUGAGCCCCCCAGAAACAAGGUGACUGUGGUCGGGGUGGGCCAAGUGGGCAUGGCCUGCGCCAUCAGCAUCCUGCUGCGGGACCUGUGUGAUGAGCUGGCCUUGGUGGAUGUGAUGGAGGACCGUCUCAAGGGAGAGAUGAUGGACCUGCAGCAUGGAAGCCUCUUCCUCAAGACCUCCAAGAUAGUUGCUGACAAAGACUACGCAGUAACAGCCAACUCUCGCCUGGUCGUGGUGACGGCCGGUGUUCGCCAGCAGGAGGGUGAGAGCCGCCUUAACCUGGUGCAGAGGAACGUCAACGUCUUCAAGGCCAUCAUCCCCCAGAUCAUCAAGUACAGUCCCAACUGCACAAUCAUCGUGGUCUCCAACCCUGUUGAUGUGCUGACCUAUGUGACCUGGAAGCUGAGUGGUCUGCCAAAGCACCGCGUCAUCGGCAGCGGCACCAACCUGGACUCAGCCCGCUUCCGCUACAUGAUGGCCGAACGCCUUGGCAUCCACGCCAGCUCCUUUAACGGCUGGGUGCUGGGUGAGCAUGGAGACACCAGCGUGCCAGUGUGGAGCGGAGCUAAUGUGGCAGGAGUCAAUCUGCAGAAGCUGAAUCCUGAUAUUGGCACUGAGGGUGAUAAAGAACAGUGGAAGGCCACACACAAGGCUGUAGUGGACAGUGCCUACGAGGUGAUCAAGCUGAAAGGCUACACUAACUGGGCCAUUGGUCUGAGCGUGGCAGACCUGACUGAGAGCAUAGUCAAGAACAUGAGCCGUGUCCAUCCUGUCUCCACCAUGGUCAAGGACAUGUAUGGUAUUGGUGAGGAGGUCUUUCUGUCUCUGCCCUGCGUGCUGAACAGCAGCGGUGUGAGCAGCGUGGUCAACAUGACCCUGACGGACGCCGAGGUGGGCCAGCUGAAGAAGAGCGCUGACACUCUGUGGGGCAUCCAGAAGGACCUGAAGGACAUCUGAACACACCCGUGCGCAUAAUACAACCCCAUGAUGCAGAGAGGCUUGUCCACACGCACACACUCCUUUUAUAACGUUCCUCACUCUUAGACUGUAGCACUCUUAUUUUGAAGGAGAAUACCAGUGAUUUUUAGAGUUUGUUCCAGGGAGAAUUUCAGGUCUACACGUACGUCAUCCAGCCUGGUCGGUCAUUAGGUCACCACCUACUACCUGCAAAUCACCUUUAAGUCUAAACUGGUAUGCUUCUUGAAAAAAAUAC